CGCGCUGGCAGGUGUUGAACUUUUAGACGGUCCCUGGGAAGGUGGGAGUUUCUUGGCUGGAGAAGACAAAAACACUACGGCUGCUUCUCCCUCUGUUCAAUCACGCCAGCCGACCAGCGAGCGUUUUGAGGUAUGGUCCAGUGCUGAUGGCUGACUCUGCACUGUUCAUGUCCAGAGCGCCCCCUGUGGAAGGGAGGUCCUUGGUGCUGAAUGACCUGGGUCUCCUGGACUCAAUCGGGGAUGAAAACAGCACAGCAGAGAGAUGCUACCGCUCACACUCUCGCAGCAGUGUCCUCCAGGGUCUCCCCUUUGGGGGCAUACCCACAGUCUUGGCCGUCAAUGUGAUCUUGUGGAUGUUCCUUUUACUCAUCUUCUCCUGUCUGAGGAAGGCUGCUUGGGACUAUGGCCGCCUGGCUCUGCUGAUGGACAACGACAGUCUCACAUCCCUGUUCUAUGGAGAACCAAGUGAGAAGGAGAAGUCUCCCUCUGAGUCUAGCCCUUCUGACUCUGAGACCAAGGACAUUGGGUUCUGUUCAUGGCUCACAUCUCUUUACCAUAUGAAGGACGAGGAGAUCCGCAGCAAGUGUGGCAUUGACGCCGUAACUUAUUUGUCCUUCCAGCGCCACAUCAUCCUGCUCAUGACUGUGGUGUGCCUGCUGUCUUUGGCUGUGAUCCUGCCAAUCAACUUUUCUGGGAAUCUCUUGGGAGACAGUCCUGAGAACUUUGGAAGAACAACACUGGCUAAUGUUAGCGCAAAGGACAACUUCCUGUGGCUGCACGCCAUAUUUGCGUUAGUCUACUUCCUCAUCACGUUCCUAUGUAUGGCUCACCAUUCCAUACGGCUGCAGUACAGAGAAGAUGAGAAGGUUGCAAGAACACUGAUGAUCACAUCCAUACCCAGAGACAUUUCAGACCCAGGACUGAUUACCAAACACUUACAUGAGGCUUACCCAAGUUGCACCGUCACCGACAUACGCUUCUGCUUCGACAUCAACAAGCUAAUGAGGCUGGACUUAGAAAGGCGCAAGGCGAUGAAAGGCAGACUGUACUUUGCCACAAAAUCUCAAAAGGAGGGAAAGAUCAUGAUGAAGACCCACCCGUGCGCUCAAAUAUUCUGCUGUGACAUUUGUGGCUUUGAAAAGGUGGAUGCAGAACAAUACUACAGCGAGUUAGAAGAAAAAUGGACUGAUGAGUUCAAUGCUGAGAAGAACCGCAUCUAUAUGAAGCGGCUGGGCAUCGCUUUUGUGACAUUUCGGGAUGAGAGGAUGACGGCUGUAAUUGUGAAGGAUUACGGUCGUGUGCGCUGCCGCAGACGACCCCAGCAGUCCAGCAUCACCACAGUGGUACAGUCUCACCAGUGGGGCAUCAGCUACGCACCCGCUCCCAGUGACAUCAUCUGGGAAAACUUGUCAGUUUCUGGCUCUCGCUGGUGGCUUCGCUGCGUCCUCCUCAACAUCCUCCUCUUUCUGCUGCUCUUCUUCCUCACCACUCCCGCCAUUAUCGUCAACACCAUGGACAAGUUCAAUGUCACCAGGCCUGUGGAGAGUCUGCAGAAUCCUAUCAUCACUCAGUUCUUCCCAACCCUCCUGCUGUGGGUGUUUUCAGUCCUGCUGCCCUUUAUUGUCUACUACUCGGCCGUCUUUGAGGCCCACUGGACCAGAUCCAACGAGAACCAGGUCACAAUGCACAAGUGCUUUUUACUACUAGUUUUUAUGGUCCUCAUCCUGCCCUCGCUUGGUCUGUCCAGUCUGGACCUGUUCUUCACUUGGCUUUUUGAUGUCAACUUUCUUGAUGAAAAGGAAGUCAAAUUCCAGUGUGUCUUUCUCCCUGACAACGGUGCAUUCUUUGUAAACUACGUGAUCACUUCCGCGCUGAUCGGCACAGCAAUGGAACUGCUCCGUAUCCCAGCGCUGACAGUGUAUGGCCUCCGCCUCUGCUUCGCAAAGUCUCAGGCUGAGCGUAUUCAUGUCAAGCGGACUCAAACCUAUGAGUUUCAAUUUGGCCUGGAGUACGCCUGGACCAUGUGUAUCUUUGCUGUCAGUGUGACCUACAGCAUCACUUGUCCGAUUAUUACACCCUUUGGUCUGCUCUAUGUGAUCUUGAAGCACAUGGUUGACCGCUACAACAUCUACUAUGCAUAUGUUCCCACCAAGCUCAACCAGCACAUCCAUACAGCCGCCAUCCAUCAGGUCAUCUUGGCGCCCAUCCUCUGUAUCUUCUGGCUGCUCUUCUUCUCCAUACUCAGAUUAGGUGCAGUGCAUCCCAUAACUUUGUUUACUUUGGUGUCACUGCUUUCCUCCAUUGCCGUUUCCUUUUUCCGCUUGUGCCUUAAAAAGCAACCAAACAAGUCAACCAGCUACCAGAUGUCCAAUCAACCAGCAGAGCGAACACUCCCUGAUGCAGAAAGGACUACAGUUACUUCAACCACCGCUUCCAAUCUGUUUGUGGCAUCCGUACUGUUGGAGCCAGAGCUCGCGUUGACCCCCAUGCCCUCCCCGGCCCACCACAACUAUGGCGCCAUGGCCUGCUCCCAGAGUUCAGCCCAUGGCCCAACAGAAGAAGAGGAGGAGGGAGAGGAAGAGCACACCCAGACCCAUGAGACUCAGCUCCAAGACCCCCCCGACACUUCCUGCUCCAGCCCACUCAUGGACAGCCCAGUGGGCUACCAGUAAUGCCACCCUCCCCCUAACGCUGGUUUCCACGUGUACGUCACCUGAGAUCAUGCUGCAAUGCCACGUUUUCUCUCUCUCCACUUGACCUCGGAUUCCAACUUUGCUGCCUCGUACAAGUGGAGAUGAUUCAAAUGAUGGGAGCUGAAGAGGAUGUGAUGAAAAUACUGGAUCCGUGUCGUCAUGUCCAGAAUAUGUCUCACACACCCGAACCACCCGCCGGUCACUUUAGAUUCCAUCCUCCUUCAUGACUCUCCACCUUCAAGUGACUCAAAGCAAUGGAAGGCAAACUGUCUUUUGGUAUCUGUGACAAACGCGAUACACGUCGUGCCCCUCGGACACGAGUAGAGGUGAAAGAUGCCACCAGAGUGGGUGGUGUGAGCAGACUUGCCCUGCCAGACUGACAGAGCGGUCCCGGCUCGAGUGAUAUCUGGUUGAUGGCGGCCAGAGCGUGGCGAGGCUGAAGAGGGUGCAUCGAGUUGCGAAGCCAUCUGCAGUGAGAGAGCUGACAGACGGAGUGUGCAAUGUAACGCAAAGAUGUACUGUAAGAUAUGUACACCCCUUAUCCUUCCCCGAGCAGAGACAGCGCUACUCUCUGAAGCUUGUCAUACUUGAGCUUUUUUUUUUUUUUUUUGCUCCUCUGUGUUGUUGGUAUUGGGCUUUGGCUUUUUGAUUUGUUGAAUUAAGUUGAUGAUUAUCCUGUUUUGACCGUGUAGUUCAAUGUUUCCCAACCUUUAUUAAGCCAAGGCACAUGUUUUACAUUGGAAAAAAAUUCUCACCACACCACUGUCACAAAAGUUCUUGAUGUACUUUCUGCCAUCUAGUGGAAGAGCAUUUAAUUGUCCUUCCUGUCGCUAUAUAUCACUGGCAAAGAUUGUUUUUUGUUUUGUUUUUUGAAUUAAAUAAAUUGACCGAUUAAGUGAAAAUGGACAAUUUCUUGUUUUCUGAUGUAUGUGCCAUGGCUCACUGUUUGGGGAUAACUAUUGUCUUAAUGGAGUUUUUUUUUUUUUUUUUUUUUGUCUGUGUACAUAUUCUGGUCUCUGUGCUGAAGCAAAUGCCACCUUGUGUCA
Molecule: messenger RNA, 3739 nt
Organism: Hippocampus comes (tiger tail seahorse)
Lineage: Eukaryota; Metazoa; Chordata; Actinopteri; Syngnathiformes; Syngnathidae
Gene: tmem63c
Product: transmembrane protein 63C
Exons: 23
Coding region: 147-2672 (841 amino acids)
Cellular component (GO): plasma membrane
Molecular function (GO): calcium-activated cation channel activity
Source: RefSeq, a predicted model, not a curated record